AUGUCUUUCUCAAACAAAGUCAUGUUCUUAUUGUUCUUAUGCACUUGGGGUUCCAAAGCUGAUGACCCUUUAGGUGAAUUCUGCAAUAGAAAUACCAACAUUAGCAGUGGAGGAAAAAUAUCUGCCAAUAUUGAUAAACUAUUGGCUGAACUAGCCCUCAGAACUCCCUCCACUGGCUUUGUUGCCACCACAUACGGAAAAGAUCACGACAAAGUCUAUGCACUGGCUCAGUGUAGGGGAGAUGUGAGCACUCACGAUUGCUCUAAUUGUAUUCAGGAUGCUACAAAGCAAAUUCGCGAACGCUGUCCAAACCAGGCUGAUGCAAGGAUUUGGUAUGACUAUUGCUUUCUAAGGUACAACAUCGAGAGUUUCUUUGGUGAGGUUGAUACAUCUUUUGGUAUAUUUUAUUUCAAUGUUGAAAAUGUAACUGACCCUGAAGCUUUUAAUAAAAAGCUUGGGGCUUUGAUGGAUCACAUUAGAGCACAAGCUGUGAUGCCUAAUGAGAAAGGGCUUGGGAAGGGAAAAUCUGUGCUGUCCCCAUUUGUGACACUCUAUGCAUUGGUGCAAUGCACAAGGGACCUGUCAGAGAUCUCCUGUGCUCAGUGUUUGGCUAUUGCAGUGAACAACUUCGCCAAUUUUUGCAGCCAUCGUAAAGGGUGUAGAGUGCUCUACAGUUCUUGCUAUGUUCGAUAUGAACUCUAUCCUUUUUUCUUUCCUCUUGAUUCUAACAAAACAGAACCUUCCAAUGUAGUAAGAGUCAGCGUUUACAGUUAA
Molecule: messenger RNA, 774 nt
Organism: Sphenostylis stenocarpa
Lineage: Eukaryota; Viridiplantae; Streptophyta; Magnoliopsida; Fabales; Fabaceae
Source: the annotation of a GenBank genome assembly